Molecule: messenger RNA, 354 nt
Organism: Lodderomyces pseudojiufengensis
Lineage: Eukaryota; Fungi; Ascomycota; Pichiomycetes; Serinales; Debaryomycetaceae
Gene: MED22
Product: Med22p
Exons: 1
Coding region: 1-354 (117 amino acids)
Biological process (GO): regulation of transcription by RNA polymerase II
Cellular component (GO): mediator complex
Molecular function (GO): transcription coregulator activity
Source: RefSeq, a predicted model, not a curated record
AUGCAACCUAAAUCCAUUACGUUAUUACAAAAGAUCGAUUUCAUAAUAGAGCAAAUCUUAACCAAGUUUCAAGAUAUCUUUGAAUCAUUAAAGAACGAUACAAAACCAAAGGAAUUACUAUCAAUUGAAUCAUUAAGUAUUGAAAAUAAUGCCAAUCAAAUAAUAAGAUUAUGUCAAGACUUACUAAGUAUAUCGAGAAAUAUCAAAGAAACUUGGAUAUUGAGUAGUUUGAAGGUUGAGAAUGGUGGGAAAGAAGACCCUGGGGAAGACGAAAACGUUGAUAGAGUAUUUCAACUAUUCAAUGAAUUGACUGAAAAUAUAUCCAAGUUCGAAUCUCCUCAAGUAUAUGGAUGA